GGUCAAGUGCCAUCAUGGCGGCGGAAGAGGCGGAUGUGGAUAUUGAAGGGGAUGUGGUGUCGGCUGCGGCACCCCCAGGAAAUAAUGAAAAUGCAGCAUCAGUUUUACAACAAGAUCACUAUCUUGAUUCAUCGUGGAGGAAUGAGAAUGGUCUUAUUCCUUGGACUCUCGAUACUACCAUCAGUGAAGAAAACAGAGCUGUCAUUGAGAAAAUGUUGUUGGAAGAAGAAUAUUAUUUAUCUAACAAAUCACUUCCAGGAAAAUUCUGGCUUGAUCAAAAGGAAGGUGAUAAAAAAUACAUGAACAGUCUGCAGAAAACAGCAAAAAUCAUGGUACACUCUCCUACAAAACCAGCCAGUUUCUCAUUAAAGUGGACGAUAGAAGAAAAAGAGCUGUUUGAACAAGGGCUGUCUAAAUUUGGACGAAGGUGGACCAAAAUUGCAAAGCUAAUUGGAAGUCGCACUGUUUUACAAGUGAAGAAUUAUGCCAGACAGUACUUUAAAAACAAGGUAAAAUUGGGUCUGGAGAAAGAAACACCAACUCAGAGGAGCAGCAUUGAUCUUCAGGUUAAAAAUGAUGAUAAAGGGACAAAGACAUGGACAACAUCGUGUUUAAGGGGACGUGCUGAUCCCAAUUUAAAUGCUGUGAAAAUUGAGAAGUUAUCUGAUGAUGAAGAAGUAGACAUCACAGACGAGAUGGAUGAGUUUAUUUCUCAAACACCACAACAGAAUUCUAGCAGUGGUCUCUCAUUAGACAUUCCUAGUAGUAAAAUACAUGAAACCAGUCAGGGAGAAGUCAUACACCCAGAAAGUCUCUUUUCUAAGUCUUCCAUGGACUGUCUUCAGAACAUAAAGCAAGAUGAAAUGGAAAUACUUGCAGGCUCAGAAAUUACAUUAUGGAAUGAAAAGCAGAACAGCAGUGAGAAAAGCUCAGUUGACUUAAAUGAUCAGAAAUGUAGUAAACUGAUUAAAAACUGUGACGGACAAGGUGGAGAUGGAGUGCUAGACGAAAGGCAGUAUUCUCCAGAGCCUUGUGAGGUUCAGAAAGAUUGGCGUCACAGCGAAAGGUUUUUUGCUACUUCUUGCCAAAUGGUGGAGGAAAGCCAUGAGGAGGAAGAACUUAAGCCACCAGAACAAGAAGUAGAAAUAGAUAGAAAUAGCAUUCAAGAAGAAGAAAAACAAGCAAUUCCCGAGUUUUUUGAGGGGCGACAAGCUAAAACACCAGAGCGCUAUUUGAAAAUUCGAAAUUACAUUUUGGAUCAGUGGAAGAUAUGCAAACCGAAAUACUUAAAUAAGACCUCAGUACGUCCUGGCCUGAAGAAUUGUGGGGAUGUUAAUUGUAUUGGACGGAUUCAUACAUACCUCGAGUUGAUAGGCAUCAAUUUUGGAUGUGAACAGGCCGUAUAUAAUAGAGCACAACCAGUUGAUAAAGUCCGAGUCGGAGACAAAAAAGACGCAGCAGAAGCAUACCAACUUGCCCAGUGUCUGCAGUCUGUGCGCACAAGGAGACGUAGGGUCCGAGACCCAUGGGGAAACUGGUGUGAUGCAAAAGACUUAGAAGGACAAACAUUUGAGCAUCUCUCUGCUGAGGAGUUUGCAAAGAGAAGAGAAGAGGAAAAAUGCAAACCUAUUAAAUCUUCAAAAGUGUCAAGACCAACAAAAAGCUCAUUCGAUCCCUUCCAACUGAUACCUUGUAAUUUUUUCAGUGAAGAAAAGCAGGAGCCAUUUCAGGUGAAAGUGGCUUCAGAAGCACUUUUAAUAAUGGAUUUGCAUGCUCAUGUUUCUAUGGCAGAAGUAAUUGGUCUCUUAGGAGGAAGGUACUCAGAAGAUGAUAAGAUAGUUGAAGUCUGUGCAGCUGAACCAUGUAACAGUCUGAGUACAGGACUACAGUGUGAAAUGGACCCUGUAUCACAAACCCAGGCUUCAGAAACCUUGGCUGUUAGAGGCUACAGCGUUAUUGGAUGGUAUCAUUCUCAUCCUGCAUUUGACCCUAAUCCUUCCUUACGAGAUAUUGACACUCAAGCCAAAUACCAGAGUUACUUUUCCAGAGGAGGUGCAAAGUUCAUUGGGAUGAUUGUUAGUCCCUAUAAUCUAAACAAUCCUUUACCAUACUCCCAGAUUACCUGCCUGGUUAUAAGUGAGGAAAUUAGCCCAGAUGGCUCCUAUCGUUUACCUUACAAAUUUGAAAUACAACAGAUGUUAGAAGAACCUCGGUGGGGAUUAGUAUUUGAAAAGACAAGAUGGAUAAUAGAAAAAUACAGACUCUCCCAUAGCAGUGUCCCCAUGGAUAAACUCUUUCGCCGGGAUUCUGACCUAACUUGUUUGCAGAAACUUUUGGAAUGUUUGAGAAAAACUCUGAGCAACGUAACCAAUUGCUUCAUUGCUGAAGAGUUCUUGACUCAAAUAGAAAAUUUGUUCCUUUCCAAUUAUGAAAGCAAACAAGGGAAAGAAGUGGCUGAAGAGAACUGUACAAAGGAAUUACUAAUGUAAUUACUUUAAAGUAAGACAUUUUAAUCUCGACAUGAUAGAUCCUACUUAUCAAAGUUACAAUGUUGAAAUGAUUGUAAUUUAAUAGUGGCCCAUGUGGUGCUUUUCCUCUAAUUCACAGAAAUCCAAACUUUGCCACCUAAGUCAUGUGGAAAGGAGCAGAUACAGGCUUGUUCAUGUAAUGGCUGUCAGAAUGUUAUGUAAACCCAGGUCCACUGCAGUUCCUGUCCUUUAUUAAGCAACACAGGUGCUUUUCACAGAAGAAAACUUACACAGGUGGUCAGCUUUACUGUUGUAUUCAGAUUGAUAACUGAAAUAUCUAAUUUUUACUUCUUCCCUGGACUAGGCAUUUAGUAUUUUCCAUUUUGGCAUCUCAGCUCAUUAGAAGAUCUUCCAUUUUUUUCUACUUGUUCUGUGAGAUUUGUGUGUUUUUAUUUGGGGUUCCAAAUGAGAGGUAUGGAUAGAUAGUCACUGAGAUAAUUAACAUGGUUGAGAAUUACUGAUUGAUAAAUCUUAACAUGUUGUAGGGGUCUAGGAGAGACCUGAGGAGAGAAUCUUAGAGGAGAGAACCAAAGGAAAGAAUUAAAUUACCAGUUUUAAUCAUAAAUACUAUUUUUAUUUUAUAGCAAUAGUACUAUAAGUUAUGCCAUUUUCUUAGCUACCUAAAACAUUUUUUAUGGAUUUCACACACAUAAAAUUAGCUCUAACUCUGUAUCCUCUGACAGUUGUGAAACCUCAUUUAACUGUACCUGGUAACCAUAAUCCUCAAACUACCUGCUGCUGGUUUUUUGUUUUUGUUUUGUUUGUUUUUUGCUUAUUUCGUUGUAAGAAUAAGGCAGUAGUAGAAAAAGCAGCUUUGCAAUUUUAGAUGACUUGGGUCUUGUCUCGACCUUGUGAUUUCGUGAGAUACAGUUUACUUUUUCUGGGCCUAAAUUCUUUUGUAUAGCUCUAAAUUACCUUCCUAGUAUCCUUUCAGGUCUAAAAUUUUAUCAUUUAUUCAGUUUGCUAGGCUAUUUGAGAUUAUACAGUCCCCAAAUUAACAUUUUAAAAGAAAGCUAGUAGUUUUUCCAUCUCUCUGAAUUUAGGAUAAACAAUGAAACAGUUUAUAAAAUUACCUUGAGGGCUGGGAGUAUAACAACCGUAGACCAAAAUUAAGGAAACCUGAGCUCUUAUCCUAAUUAUGUUGCCAUCCUUGCUAUGUGACCUUGAUCAGAUCAUAACCUUUUUAAACUCCAGGUUCCUCAAUUUUAACUCAAUGGUUACUGUUUUUUUGACUUGGUUUUUCUUUCAAGUACAGAAGGUCUGUGGUUCUAUAAAAGACAGUAAUAAUUAUUCCUUUGUACUCUCCCUGCUUUGGAACUGUUUCCUCAUGUGUAUUGGAGAAUGGACAGUGAAAACUGGUAUUUAUUAGCUUUCUCGAUUGAUAUUUCCCUGUAAUAUUGAUGAAUUUGGGUGAUGGAAAUAGUUAAAAGUUCUUUCUCAAAAUCUAGGCCUUUUGCAAACUAGUGGCUAACUGUAUUUACUAAUCUAAGCCAUAUUGUCAGGAACUCAGAGAUGAUAGUUAUCAGAGUUUAAGCCCUUUAGAGUAUGAUUUUUAAAACAUUUACUGUUUUUUUUUCUUACUGUAGAAUACAUUUAUCUUAUAAAAUAUUUUAAAAUACAGAGAAUAUACACAAAAUACAGAUAUCUCAAUCCAACUAUCCAGUUAACACCUUAGUUAAAUU
This is a messenger RNA of Castor canadensis (American beaver), 4210 nucleotides long. It is a transcript of the gene Mysm1, whose product is annotated as Myb like, SWIRM and MPN domains 1. The record is from RefSeq and is a predicted model, not a curated record. Gene Ontology annotation, molecular function: protein binding; metallopeptidase activity. NCBI's taxonomy places the organism in Eukaryota, Metazoa, Chordata, Mammalia, Rodentia, Castoridae.